Messenger RNA from Lemur catta (Ring-tailed lemur), 4869 nucleotides. It is a transcript of the gene DLGAP2, whose product is annotated as DLG associated protein 2. Bases 127 to 3060 code for a protein of 977 amino acids. Gene Ontology annotation, biological process: signaling. Gene Ontology annotation, cellular component: postsynaptic specialization; glutamatergic synapse. The record is from RefSeq and is a predicted model, not a curated record. Gene Ontology annotation, molecular function: molecular adaptor activity. The transcript is spliced from 12 exons. NCBI's taxonomy places the organism in Eukaryota, Metazoa, Chordata, Mammalia, Primates, Lemuridae.
GGAGGAGACCUGGUCCAGCCAGGCAUCAGCUUCCCAGGGCCGGCAGAGGAGGAUCUAGACCCGCAGUACUCAUGGGCGCCGGCGCAGCACUUCAAUGAGGAGCGCUACUCCCCCGCGCCGCGGAACAUGAAAGGACUGUCGGGAAGCCGCACUCAGCCGCAGCUGUGUCCCGGCCACACCUGUGGCCUGGCGGCCCCCGAGGACUGCGACCGCCUGCACGAGCACAUGCACCAUGCGCAGGAGGCCCGGCAGCCCUACCUGCUCAGCCCGGCCGACAGCUGCCCGGUGGACCACCGCCGCUGCUCGCCGCGCAGCUCGGCACACUCGGAGUGCGUGGUGACGCCCCUGGCGCUGGGCGACCACGUGCCCAGCAGCACCUUCCCCAGGAUGCACUACAGCGCGCACUACGACGCGCGGCACGACUGCGCCAUGUCCCACGGCGCGAAAAUCAACCGCAUCCCGGCCAACCUGCUGGACCAGUUCGAGAAGCAGCUGCCCCUGCACAGGGACGGCUUCCACACCUUGCAAUACCAGCGGGCGUCGACCGCCGCGGAGCAGCGCAGCGAGAGCCCCGGGAGGAUACGGCACCUCGUCCACUCCGUGCAGAAGCUCUUCACCAAGUCGCACUCCUUGGAGGGCUCCUCCAAGAACAACGCCAACGGGACCAAGGGCGACAGCAGGGCGGACGACCACCACCACGGCCACCACUCCAAGCACGGCAAGCGCAGCAAGAGCCGGGAGCGCAAGCCCGAGAGCAGGCACAAGUCCGGCAUGAGCAGCUGGUGGAGCUCCGACGACAACCUGGACAGCGACAGCACCUACCGCACGCCCAGCGUGGUGAACCGCCACCUGCUGGACCCCCUCGCCCACUGCUACGCGGACACGCUGCAGAGCCCCUUCGGGGACCUCUCCCUGAAGACCUCCAAGAGCAACAGCGACGUCAAGUGCUCCGCCUGCGAGGGCUUGGCCCUGACGCCCGACGCCAAGUACAUGAAGCGCAGCUCCUGGUCCACGCUCACGGUGAGCCAGGCCAAGGAGGCCUACCGCAAGGGCUCCCUGAACCUGGACAAGCCGCUCGUGCCCCAGGACAUCAAGCCGCCCUUGAGGUCCUGCCACUACCUCCAGGUGCCCCAGGACGAGUGGGGGGGCUACCCCAUGGGCGGCAAGGAGGAGGAGAUCCCCUGCCGGAGGAUGAGGAGCGGGAGUUACAUCAAAGCCAUGGGGGACGAGGACAGCGGGGAGUCGGACUCCAGCCCCAAAACGUCACCCAAGACAUCCCUGCGGCCGGAGCCCCUGCUGAAGGCCCUCGGACAGAGGCCACUUGGAGACCACCAAACCCAGAGCUACCUGCAAGCUGCAAGUGACGUGCCCAUCGGUCACAGCCUGGACCCCACCACCAACUACAACUCCCCGAAAUUCCGCUCCCGGAACCAGAGCUACAUGAGGGCCGUCAGCACCCUGAGCCAGGCCAGCUGUGUGAGCCAGGUGAGCGAAGCGGAGAUCAACGGGCAGUUCGAGUCGGUGUGCGAAUCCGUCUUCAGCGAAGUCGAGUCUCAGGCCAUGGACGCUCUCGACCUCCCGGGGUGUUUCCGAACACGGAGCCACAGCUACCUUCGCGCCAUCCAGGCCGGCUACUCCCAAGAUGAUGAAUGUAUUCCCAUGAUGACGCCCUCCGACAUCACCUCCACCAUCAGAGCCACAGCCGUCACGUACACGAAUUACAAAAAGACACCCCCACCCGUACCUCCCCGGACCACCUCCAAACCUCUGAUCUCGGUGACGGCCCAGAGCAGCACCGAGUCCACCCAGGAUGCCUACCAGGACAGCCGCGCCCAGAGGAUGUCGCCGUGGCCCCAGGACAGCCGUGGCCUCUACAACUCCACGGACAGUCUAGACAGCAACAAGGCCUUGAACCUGGCUCUGGAAACGGCCGCGGCCCAGCGCCACAUCCCUGACAGCCAGGGCAGCUCCAUGCGGACCAGCGACAAGGCCAUGCUGGUGUCCAAGGCCGAGGAGCUGCUCAAGGGCCACCGCUCCUCCAUCGGGAUUCAGGAUUCUGAGUUCCCAGAGCAUCAGCCAUACCCAAGGUCAGAUGUGGAAACAGCUACAGAUUCUGACACGGAGAGCCGGGGCCUGCGGGAAUACCACUCUGUCGGCGUGCAAGUGGAGGACGAAAAGCGACACGGGCGUUUCAAACGUUCCAACAGCGUCACGGCCGGUGUCCAGGCUGACUUGGAGCUGGAGGGCUUCCCGGGACACAUCGCCACGGAGGACAAAGGCCUCCAGUUCGGCUCCUCCUUCCAGCGGCAUUCGGAGCCCAGCACGCCCACCCAGUACGGAGCGGUGAGGACUGUGCGGACCCAGGGCCUCUUCAGCUACAGAGAGGACUACAGAGCCCCGGUGGAUACCGCAGACCUGCCGCCUCCCGACCCCUGGCUGGAGCCGUCCCUCGAGACAGUGGAGACGGGCAGGAUGUCUCCCUGCCGCAGGGACGGCUCGUGGUUUCUGAAACUGCUGCACACGGAGACCAAGAGGAUGGAAGGCUGGUGCAAAGAGAUGGAGAGAGAGGCAGAGGAGAACGACCUCUCGGAGGAAAUUCUCGGCAAGAUCAGGAGUGCGGUGGGGAGCGCGCAGCUUCUCAUGUCCCAGAAAUUCCAGCAGUUUUACUGGCUUUGCCAACAGAACAUGGACCCCAGCGCCAUGCCCAGACCCACCUCCCAGGACCUGGCCGGCUACUGGGACAUGCUGCAGCUCUCCGUGGAGGACGUCAGCAUGAAGUUCGACGAGCUGCACCAGCUGAAGCUCAACGACUGGAAGAUCAUAGAGUCACCGCAGAGAAAGGAAGAAAGAAAGGUCCCCCCUCCAAUACCAAAGAAGCCCCCCAAAGGGAAAUUUCCCAUUACCAGAGAAAAGUCCCUGGACCUGCCAGACAGACAGCGCCAAGAAGCCCGCAGACGGCUCAUGGCGGCCAAGAGAGCCGCGUCCUUCCGCCAGAACUCGGCCGCCGAGCGGGCCGACAGCAUCGAGAUCUACAUCCCCGAGGCCCAGACGCGGCUCUAGGACGGGGGCGGCACCCACCGUUCCGGUUUCCUUUUUAACACGACCCUUGUACAGUGUGUCGCCCCCCUGGUGGCGUCUGUCCUGUCUCCUCCGCCGAGUCCACCCGCCCUCGUGUUCCUUGUGCCAUGGCCGGAGGCUACGGAUUUCCUCAGCGUUUGCUGACUCGUGGCAAGAACGACUUUUUUUUUUUAUCCAAUGGCCUGACUCGCAGUCGGCUCUGAUGGGCUUGGUAGGACCAGCUUACCCUCCGUGUUCCCAGAGGACCGGGACCCGGCUUCCAUUUUGUUAUUUAUACUUUUAUAAACCGUGUGAUAUUAGAGGUAAGAACAGCAGCUAACUACAAACGGGUGCAUCUCGCCGCUCCCCAGAGGCACCAGACGGCCCAGUGGAAGGUGCUACAACCCGAGUGCAGGAAAGAAAGCCCGUUUCCCCCCCGAGCCUCCAGCUGCUCUUCAGUCCCGGCCACGCACCUGCCACGCCGCUGUCCUCGUCCUCCUCGUCACAGGCAGAGAACCUCAGGCUCCUUGCGUCAAGUGUGUGGGGAUGAAAGUGAUCUCCCCACCACCAAACGCCCUGGGGAUUCCAAGUCUGAACCCACUAAAAACACCCAGCACAGCAUCCACGCACUCGAAAAAUAAGCCAAAUGUCCCCACAAGGAAGGUAUGCGUGAAAAGAGAUCAGGGCCUUAAGAAAGGCCAGGAGUAUAAAGAAAAAAAAUACUGUCCUUACGUCUGUGAAACAGUUAUUGUAUUUUUUAGUUCUUUGUAACUUACAAUAUUAUACCCAGUGUUUUCUUUAAGUUUCACCAUCUAAGCUACAUGUGAUUUUUUUACAUAUGUAUAUACCUAUGUCCUCAGAUUGCUCUAUCAGAUGACUGUGCAGGGCAUCCUUAAAAAAAAAGUUUGCUUGUUUCAAACGACAGUUGUGAUGUUGUACAAAGUGUAAGAACCAUGAAUGUGAGUGGUGAGUAUGUCUCAGCUGAAAUGGGGAAGAAGAAAUGCAGUUUACUCUGGUAUCUUCCCAGGAUCCUUGGUCCUGUGCAGCAUUGCUGAAGUCAAGAGCGUAUGUGUUGCCUGUGUUAGACAGGAAGGGAAAAAGAGGUCACAGAUUGUGACUUCUGGCUGUGGAAUUUAAAAAAAAAAAAGUAAUUAGUGUUCAUGACUCUGAUUGGCACCCAAGAAAACAGGAAUGACUCUAAUGAAUAGGGUUUCCACGGGUGUGAUUAAAUCUGGACGCAGCGAUUGGUCCAACACGAUGUCUGUGUCACGAUGCAGACACGUCUGCAAAGGAAAAGCCUGUCAGAUUUUCCCACUGGUCUCCACUGCGGAGCUCUCACUGCUGGUCCAAGCAGCACUGCAGUUGGAGACAGAUAUUUCCGCCCAGACGCCAGGUCUUCCCUCCCGUGGCUCUGAGGAGUGCCAGGCACUUCGAGUGGGCAGAGCAGCUUCGAUUGCCCGUGUAGCACUUUGUUUUCUCACCCUGAUCCGCACUUUAGAAGGCACCUGCCCCCCGUGCAGCCCGAGGGUCACGAGUUCAGUGAGGCGGCUGCACCGUCGGGCGUCCGUGAGACCACGACUCUCCCUCUUCCCCACAUCCCACAGUCCACUGAGCAUGGGGUUCACGGGGGGCAGGGUUGAUAUUAAAGCAUGUUUAGCUUCAAAGUUUUACUUUUUUAAAGCUGAGUAGUUAAGAAUUCCCUGUAAAAACAAAACCCUGUAAAUUGAGCCUCAUAUCUGGUAUAUAUUUUACCAAACAGCCUUAAAAUAUAUUUGGAAGCAAAAAUCAGUAUGAAUGUAUAUCCUUGAAAAA